Paecilomyces variotii is the source of this 1986-nucleotide messenger RNA. RefSeq lists its product as hypothetical. Gene Ontology annotation, molecular function: protein binding. The transcript has 2 exons. The coding region runs from base 1 to 1986 and encodes 661 amino acids. The record is from RefSeq and is a predicted model, not a curated record. Lineage: Eukaryota; Fungi; Ascomycota; Eurotiomycetes; Eurotiales; Thermoascaceae.
AUGCCCGGCCUCCCUUUGGCAAAGCCAUUGGUAAGGCAAACAGAUGGCCGACUACAGCUAAGCUAUCAGCUACCUCACCGUGUCUACAGCGCCAAAGCCUACCCUACGCUGUCGCCUAACGGCUCGUCCAUAAUAAUUUACGGCUACGAAAAUGGCUUGAAGAUCAUAUGGAGAGGAGGAAAACACUUCAAACUUGUCCAGGAUGCUUCUUCCACGGAGCAAGACAAGAAGCCUGAUGGUCCAGCCAAGGACGACGCUGUCAUGAUCAUCGACUCAGACGAGGAAGAGACACCUGAACCCCCGCGGGACGAAUCCGCGAAGGUUGCUUUUGAAGAGACGGAGGCAGAAAUCGAUCCUUCACGUCCUUUCAAAGAGAUUCUCCGUCACGUCGACAUCCCUCUGGGGUCUGCAGUGCUCAGUUUAGCGGUUCCUCGUUGCCUCCCGGAGGGUGCGCGCUCGCCGCUGGAUCCUUUGCCACCAGUGCUAUCGAAGAGGAUCGUAGUAGCCGCCACAUGUGCUGAUAUGUCUACACGGAUCAUCACUCUUCCUCUAGUUCCUCCUCACGUAUCUAACACAGAUCCGUCGACAUGGGGUCUCCAGAUACUUUCUAUCAGCGGUCUUUCAUCUCAUCAGGAAAUACCCCGUGGGGUUGCCCUGACAUUUACUUGCCAGGAAGACGGAGAAAGCCAGAGUGAUAGCAGCUCUAGCAACCCGAGAACUUCUUCGAGGCGCGAGUCCGCGUCAGGAUCUGGGGGCAGAUGGGACCUGUUGUUGGCUACUCAUUCAGCGGAGGCCUCCGGUACACUCCUAGUGUAUCGAAUUCCGGUCGUUGAACAGUCAAAUCAGGCAGAGAAGGAUUAUUUGCUGUCUGAGUCCCAUCUUCAUCCUGUCCAGAGACGCUACUUGCCGGCGCCUGCUAAAAGCAUUUCUUUCAACCCCUCUCCCUAUCCAUCACAGCGUCAUGCCAACCUCCUAAUCUCGCUAGACAACGGUUCAGUAAAGAUCUAUUCAUAUCUUGCCACAAGCUCAACAUCUCCAGGCGGGCGCCGAGGCUCAAACGAUGAUCUGGACUUCACAGAUCCAGAAGGGAGGUGGUUAAUGACCCUGUACCCUGGUUUUGAGCCGUCAUCCACGGGCUUUACUUCUCGAAAGACCAUCCUCGAUGCGCAAUGGGUUCUUCGUGGAAGAGCCGUCAUGGUACUUUUAGCCAACGGGGAAUGGGGUGUAUGGGAUAUCGAAGGAGCUGGUCCAGGUAGUCAGCAAGGCCCUCUGCGCUAUCAAUCCAGCGUGCAGGGAGUGACAGGCGGCUCACUCACACUUUUCGCUGUGAGUGGCCGAGUCGUCGCUACACCAGAAGGGAAUAAAUCCCCUGCUAGUCGUUCAGUCUCCGAGCAACGAAGCAAGUUUGCGCCUAUGACGCCUUCCACGAAGAGACUUCGGGAAGAUACGUUGUUCAAAGGGUCCUCGAGUCCCUCGCAGCCUUCUCUGUACGGUGGAAUAUCCGUUAUCCAGACGAGCCCCUCAAGGGACACUGCUCCCGACGAAUCGAUCCUCAUCCAGCACGGCAAUAACAGCGCUAUCAUUCCCAACCUGUUGGCUUUGUGGCGGAAUCACGUGAAGACCACUGGGACGUUCGACUCUUUGGAGCGUUGCAAGAUGACUCCUGUGAGCGGUGUGAACCUUUUGGGUGAGAAGUUGAACUCCGUGGAUCACCUCCCCACAUCUCACAGCGCACGAGAAACAGGACGAAGGGAAUUCGACAUCCUGAUGGCAGCAGAGCAUCAGAUUAUCAUAGUCGCACAGGAACUGAAGGAGCCGAACGGCAAGCUGGAGCCGAAACACUCCCAUGCAGACUCGAGGUCUUCUAUCGAAGCUGACAGGCUUAUGCUCGACAAGGGCGAGCUUGGCGUGGAGGGCAUGGAUCGUAUCCUGACGGGUAUGGCGAACAGGGGCAGUCCUCUGAAGAGAGCACGCCUGUUUACCUGA